Messenger RNA from Babesia ovata, 1842 nucleotides. Its product is annotated as aminotransferase class III, putative. Bases 1 to 1842 code for a protein of 613 amino acids. Lineage: Eukaryota; Apicomplexa; Aconoidasida; Piroplasmida; Babesiidae. The transcript has 4 exons. The record is from RefSeq and is a predicted model, not a curated record.
AUGGGACGGGGAAUCCUUGACACCCUUGACCAGAUCCUGGAUACGCUCCACUCCUCUUCACAAUGCAGCGGCGAAGGUUGGCAGCAUCGCAUUACCAACAUACGCAGAGCUCUGUACGAGCAGCGUGGCGCCAUAGAGUCUUCGAACGACCCGUUGAUGGAGGGUUUUCCACAUGUAUUUGUCAUUCCGCUUCUAGUUGACCAACAUUCUGCAAGCAGCCAUGUCCCUCAAACAGCAAGCGAUCCCAACCCUUCGACAAACUCGAACGUAUCGCAAAUGCUGGAGCUGAUGCGUAACCAGAUCGAUGCUGUGGCUGGAGCCCAGAUACACGCGUUGUCUAGGCAAUCUCCCCGUGGCACCCAAGCUCACCCAAGUCCCCUAAUGAGUCCUGAGUUAGGGCCGCGUUCGAUUAGCCUGCCAGAAUUUGCAACGGAGUCGUUGCCGCCUCGUGAGUUAUAUUGCCGAUCAAGCGCACGCGGGGCGAGCGUUUUUCGGUCAGACGGAUCAUCGCAGACGGAGCCAGUGGUAGCUGAAACUGUCAUACAACCUUCACGUGUUUCAAGAUCGCAAUCUGGUACUGUGAUAUCGGGUUUUGCAGGUGACGACAAUGUGGAGGAGGCAGGGCCCCCCGUAGCAGCUGCCACAUCAACAACGGACGUUAGUGCAGCCACCACGGAGUCCCAUAUAUACGUACCUCUUGCCUCUCUAAAGCAUGCUCAAAGUUCUAUCAGCAUGUACGUCGUGGCUGUUGAGAUGAUUCGCUCCAAUUUACGAAGCACUCGAACACAGACUGACUUCUUGAACUACCGUGCCAUCGACCCAUCUGUGUAUGGCACGGCCGGGAACAAGGCCGUUGAUUUUUCAGUUCAAAUACUGCUAUCGAACGAUUCCAAGCACUUCCACGUGAAUUAUGGCGAUGUAAUUCGUCUGAGGCGGGUAAACGCGGAGUUUGUUACAGACAAAUCUGGCAAAAAGCAUGUAAAUAUCAUUAUGAACGCGAAGAAUUUUUCAGCCAUACGAAUUUGGCCGAACGACGCUUGUAGAGUGACUCAAGAUCCACAGGAACCAGAUGUAAGUGCUGCCAGUGAGCCCGUUGAAGACAAAUGCAAGAGCAAAAGGCAUCGCCCCGAUGCUCUGGAAAAGCUCGCGUCGGAGGCUCUUGUCAUAUAUGGAGGUACUCGGACUAGAGUGGAUGAUGUAGAUUUGGAGAUGGUCACUAAAUUGCGCACUUGGGUUCGGGACACGUUGGACGCCAAGGCGCUCACGACCAAUCCCGAAUUCGCGCGCACAAUAGCCGACGCAGGCCCAUGCGGAAGUGACUUUAUCGUCUGCGUGCUCGAUGUUUCUCCAGAACCCGGGGUGAAUCUUUUGGUGAGCGACGCAUCGUCGAUGGCAGUGGUGAUGGGCUUGAACGACAUUUUGGUUUCCAACCUGCUCGAAUCGCACAAUCGCGUACAACCUGGGGAGUGGUUAAAGCUGCGUUACGUUCAGAGGUCGGUAAUGCCCUUUAAGCGUGCGGACGGCACCAAUCACGUGGCGCUAACUGCGUCAAACUUUUCAACUGUGACGCGUUUACCCAUCUUAGACCUGCCAUACAUAAAGCCAGUGCCGCCUACAGCCGCUCGUUCAAAGAAGUUGCGCCGCGUAACACGCAUGAAAAUGUGGAAUGAGGCAUCGGGCCUGAACCGCCAAUUCCCGCUCCGCCUGCGCAAUUCCACGGGUUACGUGAACCGCCUGUUGCAGUAUACAUGCACGGACGACGGUGUAUUCGAGAAAGUGACUCGCUCCUCCGAUGUGGAAGUUGAGGAAGGUGAGAUUCAGCCGACUGUGUCUCCUCAGUAG